Molecule: messenger RNA, 7326 nt
Organism: Anopheles coustani
Lineage: Eukaryota; Metazoa; Arthropoda; Insecta; Diptera; Culicidae
Gene: bdg
Product: sodium-dependent transporter bedraggled
Exons: 7
Coding region: 1409-6520 (1703 amino acids)
Biological process (GO): sodium ion transmembrane transport
Cellular component (GO): membrane
Source: RefSeq, a predicted model, not a curated record
GUGUGGCAGUCAGAGUCAGUUUGCGCGACGUGGUGGUGUAGCUACAGCCUGGUAGCUGGUUUUGGACAAAAGCACGUCCACGCGGUACACGGCGACGAGCGAGUGGCUUCGCUGAAGACCGAAUUAACAUUCAGAAAGUGUUUAAAGUUAUCAUCGAUGAGGAAAUAGCCAUCCGGGGCCAGUUCUUCUGGCAUUCAUGAUUACCCGUUCGCUGUGACCAAGUGACAAACUUCUCCGUCGGAGUUGUGCCUAAGAAACAAACAUCCCUGUCGUGACCUAUCCCGAAUCAGAAGGUUAGUUCUCGAACCACCCCAGAUCGAAAACACGGUUCCAGCGAUCGUGACACGCCGCUUUGCGUCGACUCCUCGACUCCAUAAUUCCCCGUCGAGCGAUCAAGGAAAGAUUCAAUGACCUCUCUUUGCCUCAACACGAUCUUUUUUCCGGUGAACGCGCCGUCGUUCGUGCGUUGCGUAGCAUCUGUCCCGGGUUAUCCGUCCGUCGGAGUGUAGCACACAUGCAAGUUUGUGCAGCAAGUGCGCGAUGAUGAUGAAGAUGAUGAUGCUGACGAUGCUGGUGAUGGGCAGCUAAAAGGGAAUAAGGUGGCCCAGCAUCUGUGCUGUGUGUAUCAAGUGUCCUCACUCUAUAUAUGGUUCGAAUAGAAAUCGUUCCCGCUGGUACAGUUUCCAGAAAGAGAGUUCGCGUGAGUUUGUGUUUGUGUUCUUAUGCUAGUGGGCAUAAUGUGAUGAAAUUCAUAAGUUAAUAUACUCCACAUCUCAAGAAUAAAUGCGUUGUUGUUCAGCGGUUCGAAUAACGUUGAGCUGCUACGACGAUCCCCAUGGAAACCGUUUUCCACCGUGCGCGCUAGUGAGCCUGUAUGCGUCUGUGUAGUGCAUCCGUCUGUGCGAAGCGAAUCGUCCUUAUCUUGAAGAUUCAUCUCAGAAUGCGCUGAGCCAGCGUCACAAGGGUGCGUUUUAAGCGUCCAGUCUUGCUCGAAAGGGUUUGUAGAUUGCAAGUGCGAUUGCACCAGCGAUUGAGUGGUGUGUGCAUCGUCCGUAGUCUUUGUGAGCUCAUCACGGUUUAACGGGAUCAUCGUCAUCACAUCGCGCCUUCUCGUCAUUAUCCGGCCGAUGGGCAGAAAGCGCGGAGAAGUUUCUACCAGAGCCCCGGAGUGUUGUUUGUUCAGCUGAAGGCAGUUAACCUUAGCUCGUAACCUGCGCCGUUCAACGCCGUUCGCGCAAAGAACGAUGUACGGCACAGUGAAAUCCCAAGCCGGCAAGAAGGAAGCGUUCGGAUCGGAGCAGCGCGGGGCCAACAUCACACCGGCACGUGAAGCUGCUUAGUGGUCUGCUGCAAAAGUUCGUCGGUUUUUGCGGUUUUCCGUCGCUGCUAACGAGACAACAGAGUGCUGAUGGCUGCCAUCGGCCCGGACCGAGCUAGUUGUGAACUAGCAACAGGGAAAGAGGAGGGUAGUCGUGACCGGAGCAAAGAAGAACGCGGGGAGCACGUUGUAAAUCAGCUAGCAAGUUCACAAUCAACAGCUAAAACGAUGGCGGAUGAGGCGCCCCUAAGCAGUUCGUACUGCACGUUACCGCGACCGGCCAGAUUGUCGUCGAGAAGCGAUGAAACCGAACGGGCCGGAGUUCUACACCACGGGCAGUAUUACACCCUUGGACGGGUUGGUGAUCGGCGCACGCCACAAUCUCCCACGGACGCAGUAGCGAUGGGACAGAGGAUGGCGAAAGCCACCGGCAAUGCGUCGUCCGGCGAAGAGCAACCGGAAUCGACGCAAAGGCUGCUGUACGAACAGAACAUGUGUACGUUUGAGAACUUUUGCGAGCGACGCAACAGUGAACAGAGACUGCAGCGGGCGGCGGAAAGUGAUCCUGACACCAGCAUCGCGGGUGACACCGGGGGGGAUGGGCUCGGUAACUUCUGCACACUACGUAACGGACGUAGGGGUUGGCGAAGUGUCACCGAGGGGAACAAUGGAAAACGCCCGGAAGGACCCCAUCAAGCCCUCGCGGGGGAUUACUGUACGCUGAAGAAGAAAAAGUUCCAGCUCAAUCGGAAGUUUGUGGAAAGUUUUCUGGAAGAUCCCAACGCCCAGGUGGCGGAUUAUCUGUCCGAGCUGGACGCGUACCUGGACGAGAUGGACGGUGUGGACGACGAGAGUGGUGAAAGUGACGCCAGUGACAUUCACUCCACUCCGGACGAGAACGACCGGGAGGGAAAGGAGGAGGAGGGACUAAACUCGGUGGUGGUUGAUCCAGCGCCAGUUGACCCUUGCAGUCAAAGUUUACAGUAUUAUCACCCGACACCGUCGGCCCAAGGAUGCGCGGACGAGCGGGGAAGUGAACGGCACGGGUUUCUCGCGGGCGAUUAUCAGGACGAUCGCAUUCGAUACGGUGAUAUCAAGCACUUCUGUACGCUACCCAAGCAGAAGCGUACGCAAUUUCUGAACGCAUUUAAACGAGGUACCUCCCUGCGAAGGACUGUCGUCGUUGAUACUGAAAGUGAGCGUCAGUUAGGUGCUAUGAACGUUCCAGAAGUCGCCGUUGGUGGUGGGUGUUCAGCGGAUGUCAAUCGGAUUGCUAAUGCUGAAACCGGUCCUCCAGACAACAACGUCCCGGCCAAUGUGUCCCUAUAUGGUCAAUCCGGGAACGAUGCUCCUGCACUUGAUAAUCAGCAGCAGCAUCAUGAGCGGCUUCGACGUCACCAUCCUAGUUGGCAUCGGAAUUCGAUGCGUAAACAGCACCUGAUUGAACUGCCGGAACAGGUUGAAGAGCUUACCGAGGGCCCGUUGGAGGCAGGCCCACAAUCUGCUGUUCACGACGAUCAGGCCAGUGGCGGUUCGUUGGGAAACUUGAGCGAUGAGACGAACGAAUACACCUCCAUCAGCACACUUCCGGUCGGGGAAAUACCUGCAGUUUCGACUCCUUCUGAGGAUAUGUUCAUCGAAAGGCAUUCAGCCCUGGUUGUCGCCCUACCACCAUCACCGGUACCCCCGGUGGAUGUGGAACCGAUCGUCCAUCACACUCCGGCCCUGCCACCCCCUCUAGAGACGGAUCUAGACCGGGAGGAAGAAUUGGUGCAGGCUAGACCGCGACAAACAGGUCGACGAGCGCUAUCGCAACCCCGCAUCGGAUCCAUUACCGUCGAGCGGGACGAGGCCACAAACGAGCUCAUCAUCCGCACAAGUGGCGUCACCGAAACGCCACCUCGUGAGGACGCCAGAGCACACUACUCCACCGAGUCAACCCGGCAUCAGCAGCAAACGCCAGCGUCCCAGACGCACCAACGUCACCAUCGUUACGGCGGGGCGCCGGAGUCGGAGGAGGGCAGUUCGUUGGGCAGCUCGCGAAAUCCGAGCCCGGUUUCGCUGCUGUCCACCACCACCACCUACAGCUCGAUCGCGUCGGCGGCCGAAAAUGCCGAAGACCGGAGUCACCAUCAAUCGAUGGAAAACACUCGCGAAGGAGGAGAAAACCCGGGUUCAUCGGCGGGAGGAUCGGCGCAGGAAGUGGCUACCAUCACUAGUGCCAGCUCUGCCAACAGCCGGAGGAACCGAAUGUCCACUGCAACGGAAGGUCAACGACGGAGUGGCUCCGCGGUAGUCUCCGGUCGGGCGACGGAUGCAAGCGUACCCGUUGGCAGUUCGUCCACCAGCACGGACGACCAGCUGGAGGACGAGUCGGAACUGGAGACGGCACGGCGCAGUAGCCGGCGGAACGAUGGAAGACCGAAGGCACGGUGGCCGCAUGCCAUUUCGCGUCCCCUCGCGACCACCUUCUGCACGCUCGGCCUGUUCAACAUCUCCCGGUUCGCCGUGUUCAGCGUGCACUUCGGCGCCAACUUUGUCGUGCAGUUUCUGAUAUUUUCGCUCUUCUUCGGCAUUCCGAUGAUGUGGCUGCAGAUGGUGCUGGGAGCGCGCAUACGCGGCGGCCCAGUGACGAUGUGGCGCGUCAGCCCGAUCUGCAAGGGCAUCGGGAUAGCGCUCCUGUUGGCCCAGGCCCUCAUUACGCUCUACUCGGCCAUCUCGCUCGCCUGGGUGCUCGUGUACUUCCGGGACGCGUUCAUCACGCACAACGAAAAGUAUCGCUGGCAGGAACGGUUCGAAGCGUACCGGGGGAUCGGGCAGGGGGGCAAUCAAUCCUACCGCCUGCCGGACACGGUUGCGGACUACUUCAACGGCGUGGUGCUGCAGCGGUAUCAUCUGAUCUACCAGCCGGGACCGGCUAGUCCCGCCUUCGACACCGGCGGUCGUGUGCUUCCGCGAGCGAUCUCCGGUAUUGGUGCAAUUCGGUUCCAACUUGCCUUCAACAUGGCCAUCGUGUGGACGCUGGUGUUCAUCGCGCUGUGCCGAGGCAUCCGGUCGCUCGGGAAGGUCGUCAUUGGACUGUUUAUAGUGGCACUGCCCGCCCUGGUGGCCGCCUGUGCGAAGCUACUCACGUUCAUCAACUACGACAGCGUGCAGAGCAUCUUUCCGGCCACGAACUGGCAGGAGUUUUUCCUCAACCCGAUCAGCUGGACAUGCGCGGCACAGGAAGCGUUCCUCACCUGGGGCCUGCUGGGAGUGUCGAUCUAUGCGCUCAACUGCAGAAGCAACCGGAAGGGUAGCUGCAACAUACGCACCCGACGGGAACUGCGCCGGGACGCGUUUGUGGUUGCUUUCGUCACGCUCGUCGGUCUCCUGCUGGCUGCGGUACUCGGAAGUGCCUGCGUGCAGAUACUCAGCAGUCGGGGGUACUACUAUUCGCCUGGAUCUUAUGAGCAUCUUGGCACGAAUGUUUUCCUACGGAGCGGAGGUAACCAACCGAUUCCAUCGCAGCAUAGCACCAUGAACCCGAGCCGGUGGUUUGUCCGCUACUCGACCGUCGUCGGUGAAAGUUUCCGGCGUACGAGAGAAGAAUCCGAGUCGGGCUACCAGGUGCUGCGGCUCGUAACGGAGCUACUGCCAGCCGCGCUGGCCGUCGCGUCGCCCGAGCGCAUCCAACCGAUCUGGGGCCUGCUGGCCUACCUGGCGCUGCUGCUGUUCGGCGUUGGUCAGCUGUGCGUCAUGUGGAAACCGAUCGCCGGUGCCAUCGGUGACGCACCGUCCUCCAUUCUGCUGAGCUGCGUGACCGGUCUGCUGCUCGGAAUGCCGCUCGCGACCGAGGGUGGCAUCAAUGUUGUGCACUACCUCGACACGAUCCUCGGUGCGGCCUGGUGGUUGCUGUUGCUCUGGAUCGGCCACAUAUUGGCGCUGUUUCUCGUCCGCGGUCGACCGUUUACAAGUGACAUUCUAGUCAACGACCUGCAGCUCCUUCAGUCGUGUUCGGCGUUCAUAGCAUUCGCAUGGAACUUUCUACUUCCGAUCGGGCUCAUCUUCCUGUGCAUCAUCCAGUACCGGCUGUCGAAUAGUGCCGCCCUCUUCAACUGGCCAUCGACGCCCAGUUCGAACGGCCCGGGGCAAGUAGGCAGCUACUGGCCUCUAUGGGCCCGCCAGGUCGGUGGGUUCGUGCAGGUGAGCUUCCUCCUGCUAGUGCCGAUCGUGAUGGUGGUGCAAAUCUAUCGCUACCUGUGCAGUGGUCCACCGGAUAUAUUGGAUCGUGUCGAUCUCCUACUUCGGCCACCGGUGGAUGGUGAUACGAGCAAUCCAAUCCGAGCGAUUCACUCCCGUCGUCCUGCCGUUUCAAGCGCCGCGCAGCAAACCGCAGCUAAUGGAACUAGAAACACUUCAUCAGCUGGCCAGCGCGACGGUUCAUCAUCCGAUCGAGCUGUUUCUCUUUCGCUGGACUCUCGCGGGCCUCGGGAUGCAGAGGAUGCACCGCCAAAGUACACACCACCACCCUCCUACACGACGGCAACAGGAGCUCGCAUUGCGAAGAUGCUACGGAACAGUAUCCGCCGUAGCGUUCGUCGGAUAAUGGGAGAAUCCAGUGGGACCGGUGCUACCAGUGGUGCAAUGGGGUAUAGCCGACAGCGGGCAGCUCUGCCACAAACGACCAUGGAACAUUGCGAUCUGUCGCAGGGUGCGAACCCUUCGUCCGGUGGGGAACUACCACCACCGGACUAUUGCUCCGUGCUCCAACAGCUUGGUGGUGGGCCGCCGGUGCUGGAAGGAGCGAUAACCGCACUCGAGCUCGCAAGGCCACCCCGAGCCCUGUACAACUCUUCAACACUCGGCAGCGGACGACGGUAUCGUUCGCUGAUCGCAAACGCGGACGCAAAUGCUUCACACGAGCAACAGCAGAUCCAACCCCUAACGGCAUCGGAUGUGCGCCAAAUUCUACGACCGGCCACCAUCGGUGGGGCUACGGCACCACCACCACUGGCUCCGGCGACUGCCGCAGGCUUUACGCAAACCUUACGGAACACUCUGCUGCGCCGGGGGCACUCGAUGGAGAAUCUCGUCCUGGCGGCGGCGCCUAUCGGCGACUCGAGCAUUAUCACACUCAACUGUGACGACAACGAUGGCGAGGCAGUGGGCGAUGGAAAUAGGCGCCACCGCACUGGCAUCGGCAGGGACUCUGUGAUAUAGGAUGAUCGACCCUAGAGAGAAUUCCAAUCCGAAAGUCAUGGUCGGGUUGGGAAUGAUUCACGAAGAAAAAGUUGACGAAAUUAUUUUAAAAGCUUAGAAAAGACGUUGACGAUACGGUUCAGAUAUGGGGGGGGUGUCCCCAUCCCCCAACACAUACAACAUUACCCCGUAACAAUGUCUACAUCUUAGUUUCUAGUAGCGUUCUACCGAUCGUAUAUGAAUCGGAAUAAAACCUAACACCGUCCAGCUUCGCCAACGUUCGGAGCUUCGUUGCAAGGGGAAGGAAAUACUCAAUUUAGUAUUUAUACAACGUACCGUACGGUAAAGAUCGUAGUUGAAAUAUAUCUAACAUGGAAGGGUAACAAUCCGUGGCAAUAAGGUACACUAUGUUAAAUGAAACAAUGUUUCAACGAUAAAAAAAAUGCUGCUAAAGGUAGAGUGUAGAAAACUAGUUAGGAAGAUAAUUAGAUCGAUAAAAACGUCAUCACAGCGCGUCGAGUUUAAGCAACACAAACAACAGAAACCGAACUGUAGAUAGUAGCUGGACGCUAGAAGUAUGAUUGAUUGAUUUCUACAAUUGACAAAGUGCACUUAUCUCGUUUACGUUUAGCUUUUUCAAGCCGAAAGGAGUCGCGUUUGACUGAUCAAAGACUUUUUCUGUGUAUCUGUAUAACGUUAACGUUCGAUCGUACCGGAGAAGAUCUGAUCGUCCGCCCAUAAACUGUUCGACUUGGCUAACUAAUAACAAACGCAAAUUAUAAAAAGUUAAACUUGAAUAAAAAUAUUAUUUAUUUUCUCACUCAUAA